Molecule: messenger RNA, 1496 nt
Organism: Cokeromyces recurvatus
Lineage: Eukaryota; Fungi; Mucoromycota; Mucoromycetes; Mucorales; Mucoraceae
Exons: 2
Coding region: 426-1421 (331 amino acids)
Source: RefSeq, a predicted model, not a curated record
UGUUUAUGUAUAUAAAAUGACAAUUAAAUUAAAUGACAUUGUAAAUCAUUACAUAUUUGCAAGUCAUCCACGAAAUCGAGCCAUUGUAGAUAUUAAAGAGAAAGAAAGUGGACAACUCCAGUAUAUAAAAAUCAGACAUCGUCUAUCCAAUUUUUAUGCCAUUAGUUUAGUUGAUCCUAUCAGCUUUGAAGUCUGGGCCGAAACUCAAGCAAAGAAUGCAGGAUCCAAGAUAAAGCCCAUCGUUCUUCAUCUGGAUAAUAAUCAAGAUAUAUCUGUAGAGUUUCGCGAUGCUUCUGUUUCUCGUUUUGGGUUCGAAUGGAUUUUUUCAUGGGAAGGUGAAAGAUAUAAAUGGUAUUUUAUAUAAGUUUGAUAUGUAAAUUUAUUUAAAAAAAAAAAAUAAACUUUUUAGGGUACGUGAAAGUAGAAUGAGUAACUCUUUAGAGUGUAAAGCUAUACGAAAGACAGGUGAUAUUUGUGUUGCACAGUAUCUACCAUGUAUAUUAAAAGAUGAAUAUUUCGGUAUUGUUUCUUUAUUGAGAUAUAAUAUGCUUCGAUGCAAAUUGACAAAGACAAGAGAGUUGGAACUUGUGUUAUUCAUGUCAUUAUUAACUAUCCUUGACAAAUCAAAUGAUGGAAGUUGGAAGAGAGAUCCAAUCAGUAAAGGAGGAGGAGUAGUAAUAGCGCAUGAUGAUACUCUCGAUAAAGAAAAGAAAUGCAUCUACUACGAGGAUCCAAUUCCAAAAAAGGAACAACAAAAGAAAUACAAAAAGGAACUUUCAAAUGAAAUGAAAUUACAAACUAUGUUUGAGAAGGAAGUUCGACGUUCUCAAAAGCAAAUUCAAUCUGAUCAAAAGAGACAGCAUAAGAAGGCAUUGAGUGCUGAUAACAGCCCAUCACAGACACCCAAGACAUCCCCUUUGCCAACACCUUCGAGUUCAAAUCGUUCUCUCCUAUUUCAAAAGUCAGCAUUAACCUUGGAAGCAUCUUCAUCUUCAUCUUCCAUGUCUCCUAUCACCCCUACCCAUAAUAUAGGAAGACUUUCAAAAUUAUUUAAUAGUCUUUCAACUAUGAAAUCUCACGAACAAGGAAAUAAGAUGUCAUCACAGCUAUAUGAGGAAAAUAAUUCAAAUUCUUACAAUGGUUAUGACCAUCAACUUAGCUUACCCCUCAUUAAUAGUAGUAACAACACUAUUGUAUCAAUGAAAUAUUUAUCCGAUAGAUUGAAUAAGAUACCAAUUCAGAAUAAUAAUAAUCCUCCUAGUUUAACAAGUAUUCAUUGGAAUUUAGAGCAGCAACCUGCUAAUGAUGAUAAAGGAGCAAUAUCUGCUUCUGGGUCCAAUCAUCCUGAGUAUUCUUCUAUGCCUAUUUAUUAUUACCAAGGUCAUAAUAACAAGGAUAAGCGUUCGAAGGAACAUCCUUAAUUUUACUAUUCACUUUACAUUUGCAUACAUUAUCUAUUUAUUCAUAUAAAUAUAUCCUUUUUUUUUAAAAAAAAA